Sorghum bicolor (sorghum) is the source of this 1880-nucleotide messenger RNA. Its product is annotated as post-GPI attachment to proteins factor 3-like. Gene Ontology annotation, biological process: GPI anchor biosynthetic process. Bases 324 to 1364 code for a protein of 346 amino acids. Lineage: Eukaryota; Viridiplantae; Streptophyta; Magnoliopsida; Poales; Poaceae. Gene Ontology annotation, cellular component: endoplasmic reticulum membrane. Gene Ontology annotation, molecular function: hydrolase activity, acting on ester bonds. The record is from RefSeq and is a predicted model, not a curated record. The transcript is spliced from 6 exons.
AAUAUGAAAAGAUUGUCCGUAGAGCUAGAAGACGACGACGACUUCACGGGCUCAUUCCCCAGUUCAGGCGAUCUCCACUGCCGCCGCCUCCAUUCCAGUUCAGCAGCAGCUCUCAGCGUCGUUCCUUCUCGGCCCUCCACUAUCCGUGUGCCGGCCGUACUCAUCUCCUGCGGUCCUACCUGGUUAAAAUCCUGCAACCGGCUCAUCCGCCGCCACGCCGGGUCGCUGCGGAGCGCCGCUGUCCUUCUCCAUUCCCCUCCAACAAAGCUAUCCAAAAGCGAAGAGUUGCUGCUGCUUCUCGGACCCUGGGCGUGUCCGCCGCGAUGGGUGGAGGCGUCUGGGUUUUCCAGUUGGUUUCCCUUCUUGCGCUUGGCUUUGUGCUCAGCAGUGUCGAGGCUAGCCUGGGAGAUAUUGAUCCGCGGUACAGAACCUGCGUGAGGGAGUGUCAGACCACAGGGAUUACUGGGGAGAAUAUCAUCAGCCACUGCCAGUCCAAAGAGAAUGACACAUCUGUUGGAGGUUCUUGGUACAACCAGGAGCAAAUUUACGUGCAGUGGAAACAACUGAACUGUAUGACAGAUUGUCGCUACUUCUGCAUGAUGCAGAGAGAAGGGGAACGGCAAUCACUUGGCCUGAGCCCUGUGAAAUAUCAUGGCAAAUGGCCUUUCUUACGUGUUUCUGUGUUCCAGGAACCUCUUUCAGUUGCACUAUCUGCUAUGAACCUAUUAGUGCACUUCGCUGGGUGGCUUUCAUUUUUCCUUCUAGUGAAUUACAAAUUACCUCUUAGACCCCAGACGAAGAGAACUUACUAUGAAUAUACUGGCUUAUGGCAUAUCUAUGCAAUUUUAUCAAUGAAUGCAUGGUUCUGGAGCUCCAUCUUCCAUACUAGAGAUAUUGACUUGACUGAGAAGUUGGACUACUCUUCAGCUGUUGCGCUGCUUGGAUACUCGUUAAUCCUUUCAUUGCUAAGGACUUUCAAUGUCAAGGAUGAGGCUACCAGAGUGAUGUUUGCAGCCCCUAUUUUGGCAUUCGUUACAACUCACAUCUUGUAUCUUAACUUCUAUGAGCUUGACUAUGGAUGGAACAUGAAAGUCUGUGUGGUGAUGGCUGUGGUUCAACUUCUAUCAUGGGCAAUUUGGGGUGGUGUAAGCAGACACCCGGCACGACUCAAGCUUUGGACAGUUGUUUUUGGAGGUGCACUAGCUAUGCUUCUCGAACUCUAUGACUUUCCUCCAUACAUGGGCUAUGCCGAUGCCCACUCUCUGUGGCAUGCAAGCACGAUUCCACUCACGUAUCUCUGGUGGAGCUUCAUUAAGGAUGACGCUGAAUUCCGCACCUCAACACUCAUCAAGAAGGCAAAGUAAGCGAAGGGGCCACAGGUUGGUUAAUAUAGGAUCUGGGAGGGUACAGAUUUCAUGGUCUACUCAAGGAACAUUGGGACACAGUGGGUCAUCAGACAUUAUGAAAUGAAACCUCGGUAUAUUUGCCCCCCUUCAUGCUCAUGUCGUCAGUCCCAGAAAGACAUUCAUCUUCGUCCACUCGUGGUUUUGGUACACAAACUCAGCAUCAUCUCCUUCGGGGUACAUAUUAUGCCCUUCUGAUCUGUCUGCUGAUUGACCUGAACGUAUACUGUGAUUAAAUCGGCAUCUUAUGUUUUUCUUUUGUACUGGUGGGGCUCGCAAAUUUUUGUCAUCGCCUAUUCUAUUGUGCAAAAUUGGACUGAACAAUGGGCUUGAAACCUUUGUAAGAUCCUGAAGCCCCUUUUAUACCAAAAAAACAAAAUGUGGGCAUCAUGAAUUCCAACGCUACAAAGAUUGUAGCCGCCAUGGAGGGGACCCUUAGAUCCUGCUCUAAACUACAGUUCCAGUGGAUUUGAUCCA